CUUUGAGUUGUCAUCCAUUUGCGUGAAUGCUGGAUUCAUGCGAUCAGUGGCCGUUAUAAGACACCGUUGUUUGCCUGGAAAGCAAGAAAACAACACAAGCUACGUGGAAAACCUGCCGUGUGACUGAUGUUUCUUUCCGGUUUCGUGGGAUAUUCGAAAUGUAGGCUAUAAGAAAACGUAACUUUUGUGAAGUUGAUUUAGAGGGACGUUAUUAGGGCUACUCGUCUUUUUUCGUGAGCGCGGAUUGCAUCUGUGGAAUGAAGAAAAGGGACUGAAGUAAGUGAAGAGAUACACACGAAUUGAUUUUCAAUUUAACUGGAAACUUUGGCGAACGAGGACUAAGUGUAUCGCAUGCUAUGUACCAAGCGCUCUCACACUGACUGACUUAUUUCUGAAGAGAUUCUGGCAGUGACCAGAGAAAAAUCCCUCUGGAGAGGUGAACCAACUGUCGAAGGAUAUUUACCUCGCCAUCUCUACAUACCCUCUCCAAAAAUGUCUAAACCUUUAGAUCACGUUAAGCGACCCAUGAACGCCUUCAUGGUGUGGUCUCGGGCUCAGCGACGAAAGAUGGCUCAAGAAAAUCCAAAAAUGCACAACUCCGAGAUUAGUAAAAGACUGGGCGCGGAGUGGAAACUUCUUACCGAGUCAGAGAAAAGACCAUUUAUUGACGAGGCGAAGCGUCUGAGGGCUAUGCACAUGAAAGAACACCCAGACUACAAAUACAGACCAAGGCGGAAGCCAAAGACUUUAAUGAAAAAGGACAAGUUUGCUUUCCCAGUGCCCUACAAUCUUGGAGAGCACGACGCGUUGAAGGUGAGCUGUUUGCCCGGUGGAGCACUGUCCGAGUCCUUAUUAAGCAAUCCCGACAAAGCAGCCGCUGCGGCCGCUGCAGCAGCGGCCAGAGUUUUUUUCAACCCCUCGAUGUCAACAAACCCCUACUCAUUUUUUGAUCUCGGGUCUAAAAUGUCUGAGCUAUCACCGCCGUUUCCUUAUCCAUCGCCGCUGGGGUACCCUGGCGCAACAGCUUUCUCCGGAACAGGAACUGUCGGAAGUGGGACACACACCCACACACACCCAUCGCCGGGCAACCCGGGCUAUAUGAUUCCCUGUAACUGCACGGCUUGGCCUUCGGCCGGUCUUCAGCCUCCCUUGGCAUACAUUUUGCUGCCUGGAAUGGGCAAACCUCAGCUCGAACCAUAUCCUGCAUACGCGGCUGCGUUAUGAUAGCUUUGGACUCCAGAGAAGUUUAAAUGUGAAAGAAUAUCAUGCAAUAGUUAUUACGCAUGCACAGAUCUGUACAUGUGAUACAGUGCUCGUCGUAUCAGAUAUCACAUGUGUGUGUAUAUUAAUUAAUACCUUUAUGUAAGGUUAUGCUUAUUUAGAGAACUCUCUAAAAUGUAGCCAUCACCUGGCAAAUCCCAGAGGGAAAUUACAGAAGGAUGGCGAAAUGCAGAGCUGGCGAAGGAGAUGGUAGGAGAGCAGUUUGCCCUUAUCAAUGUGAAUACUCGUUUGCAAAGGUACCAGAUUUGAUUUCUAUCUAUUGUAGUGCACCUGUUGGACUAACCUGUUGAGAUCACAUUUCAUCUGUCCCCCAAAUAAUUACGAAGGACACAGGUCUCUCUUUAUCAUUUGCUGUCAUUCCUCAUGUGGUCUUUUUAAAUCUCCAAGUGUGUUCAUCAGCUAAUGUAUUUUAGUUUUGACAUUACAAUCAUUGACAACCGUUUUGAAACAGCUGUGCUGAUCUCCUACCAAUCAAAAUGACUGUAAAUGUGUACAGAAAGAAUCCAAAAGGUAAUUUACAAUCUUUAGUACUCUUGGAAUGGAGUUGUCUGGGCUGUUAGAAAUUCAGUGUAUAUUUUUCAUUUUUGAAUCCUGUUUCAUAGAUGUAUGUGAUAUUUAUUGUUUAGUGAAAGCAUUAUGGUGACCCUGCUGAUUGAACAGAGGACAUAUUCUGUCCUUCACAUUUGCACAAAAACAUGAAGUGCAUAGAAUGCCAUUAACUGAAAUAAAACGCAUCCCUCUCUUGUA
Molecule: messenger RNA, 2028 nt
Organism: Alosa sapidissima (American shad)
Lineage: Eukaryota; Metazoa; Chordata; Actinopteri; Clupeiformes; Clupeidae
Gene: sox21b
Product: SRY-box transcription factor 21b
Exons: 1
Coding region: 493-1224 (243 amino acids)
Biological process (GO): anatomical structure morphogenesis; regulation of DNA-templated transcription; cell differentiation
Molecular function (GO): DNA-binding transcription factor activity, RNA polymerase II-specific; RNA polymerase II cis-regulatory region sequence-specific DNA binding
Source: RefSeq, a predicted model, not a curated record